AUGGCUUCAAGUACCAAAACGACAAAUCCGGCUCUCGUAGGCCCAUCGUCACCUUCACUCGCCCUUCCACCAUCGCAAUUCGCUCGCCUUCAACCUCAUGCCUACCUUCUCGCGCACUUAUCMCCMCCUCCUUCCAGCCAACAACAGUCGCCCUUACGAGCCAAUGGCCGCGCACCUUUAGAAUUCCGGGCUACAUCCGCCAAUUUGGGCUCUCUUUCGCAUACGAAUGGAAGUGCAGUCGUGAGAAUUGGAGAUACAGCUGCCGUCUGCGGUGUGCGCGCGGAGAUAUUACAUACAGAAGAUAUAGCUUCGUGGGGCGUUUCUACCUCAUCUGGGAGUCGCAAGAGGAGAAAAAUUAUCUCAGAUGACGACGAAGAUAUCAAACAAGAAAAGGAAAAUGAUGAAGAAGACGAUGACUAUAUCAAGAAUCUCAACUUGAUUGUGCCCAAUAUCUCUCUGAGUACGGGCUGCGCGCCUGGCUUUAUACCUAGUGCUCCUCCAUCGGCGCUCGCUCAGGCACUCUCACAUCAAAUGCUCAGUAUGCUACAUACUACACAUCUUAUCCGUUCCGAGGACCUACAAAUAUGGCAUCACCCACCAGACUUGAAUGCUCUCGCCAACGAAGAGCAAGGCGACGACGCAAUGGAGACCGAAUCAGUGGAUCAAUCGUUUACUCCUGAAGCAGAGAUCAAAGGUUUCUGGGUCCUCUACAUCGAUGUCAUGAUGAUCUCUCUCGCCGGUAACCCAUUCGACGCCGCCUGGGCGUCUGUCGUUGCUGCACUACAAGACACAAAAUUACCGAAGGCUUGGUGGGAUAUUGAUAACGACAUGGUUCUAUGCUCUGACAAGGUCUCAGAGUCACGAAAGCUCAACUUGCGCGGUUUCCCGGUGUCAUGUUCGUACUCUGUCUUUGAGGCGGAUGCUGCUGCUGAUUGGCGCGCUGUUGCCGUUCCAGAUGCAGAUGAGAAUGGAGGUGUAAAACAGACCUCUCAGCAGCCGGAGAGAUGGAUUUUGGCUGAUCCUGAUGGGUUCGAGGAGAGCUUGUGUCGAGAGCGGGUAUAUAUGAUGGUUGACCGGGACGACAAAAAUGGUAAAACGAAGAUCUUGGGUAUGGAGAAGAAUGGUGGUUUAUCUGUGGGUCGCGAGGAUCUAAGGAAGCUUGUUGAUAUUUCGACACAGAGGUGGAAGCAUGUGAAGACUAUUUAUGAUGGUUUACAUUAA
Messenger RNA from Talaromyces amestolkiae, 1221 nucleotides. RefSeq lists its product as uncharacterized. Lineage: Eukaryota; Fungi; Ascomycota; Eurotiomycetes; Eurotiales; Trichocomaceae. The transcript has a single exon. Gene Ontology annotation, biological process: U4 snRNA 3'-end processing; nuclear polyadenylation-dependent mRNA catabolic process; nuclear mRNA surveillance. Gene Ontology annotation, cellular component: cytoplasmic exosome (RNase complex); nuclear exosome (RNase complex). The record is from RefSeq and is a predicted model, not a curated record. Bases 1 to 1221 code for a protein of 406 amino acids.